Molecule: messenger RNA, 10321 nt
Organism: Porites lobata
Lineage: Eukaryota; Metazoa; Cnidaria; Anthozoa; Scleractinia; Poritidae
Source: the annotation of a GenBank genome assembly
AUGCUAAGGUUAUCCAUUUUGCUGAAUGGCUGUUUGUGCCUUUACUUUGGCUUUUUCGCUGAAGCAAUGGAGGUUCAAAUUGAUGCCUUCACAUCAGCUCGAAUGUUCAGCUUUGUGGAACACAAGUGGUACUAUCUUGAAGCAUCAAAGCAAAUGGUAUUCAAUGUGAGCGAGUUUGCAGACUGCGCUAUGAAAUGUUUGAAGGCAGUUCCAGCAUGUUUAUCUCUGAAUGCGGCUUCUUCUCCUGACGAAGAGGGGGUAUUCUGGUGCGAGUUACUACUAAGCGACAUGUACAACAACUCAGUAAACCUUAGAGAAAACGCAAUGUCUCACCACUACUCUAAAUCGGUAAGUUAACAAUUUGACAACUGACAGCUAGAUUCACCAAGGGGCCUAAAUUCAGAUUACUACCCAUGUUCAAGUUAAGUUUAUUUAUAUGGCUUAAUGAGUCUAGAUUUUUCUCGAAGUGCUUCCAUUCCCCUUUUUAAUCUAUGAAACUUUCCUAAAGUUAGGAAAUUAGAGCGAAUAGAAGGUAUUUUGCCUCCAAACUAAAAACUUGAAAAACGUUUGCAAAGUGAGACAUUCAGCGAAGAAUCCGAUACUAAAAUCCAAUAAAAUGGAAAUUUAGGAAAUUUCUCGAAAAUUCAGCUAAUCGAGGGCGGCACAGUUUUUGGAAAUUUCUGGAAAAACAAGAAAAUCGACUCCGUUUUCAGAAUUUAUGACAUAAAUUAUGCGGCAAAUGCUUUCAAAGUUUAAAGUUUCAGUAGACCAUAUAAAAGACGAUUGUAGUUCCUGUAUGACUUAUUACUUUUAAAAUUGUUAGAAAUAUUUUACCAUUUUCUAAUAUCUUUUUGUCGGGUUUUAACUUAAUUGAUAUGUAAAAUAUUGAUUUUACAUUUUAAAUUUCAGUGAGUUUUAACGUAUUCUAUAUUACACAUCAUUUUUUUUAUUACAUUAUUUUUACUUUCAAUUCGAAGACGUUUUCUAAAAUGAUUUCUAUUCCAUGAGUGUCUUAAUCAGUUCAACACAACGACACCUGAAUAAAGUUGCUAUGUUAUGUUAAACUUUUAUGGAAGUAGUAUUCACUUAAGGCUCCCCGCCUUGAAAUUAAUUACUGAGCAGAAGUUUUGGUUACUAAUUUGGUUACUGAUACAACAAAAACUCGCGUGUAAGAACCUGUAUUUUUUUAAGUCUGGCAGAUUAAGGUUCUUGUAUUUUGAGGUUCCUAGUUAUUGGCAAUUCUUAUUGGCAGUUCUUUUAAGAACCUGUUUGACAAUUAAAAUUGCUAUGAAGAAGAUAUAGUUGUUGACUACCAGAAAAAUAUAUGAAAUAUGAUUUGGUCCUAAAUAAUCAGUUAUGUAUUUAUUCACAACUUUAACAUGAUAAGCCCAACUAGAAUGAUCGUUACAGAAUGUGUAUGUAACAUGAGAACAAGAGGUUUAUCCAGAUAAAAAGAAAUUUAAAAAACUGAAGAAAUUACUAACUAACUAACUAAAUAAAUAAAGUUAAUAAGUAUAAAAUUUCCUGCAAUACAAAAUUAAAUUUGAAAUUGCAAUCUCAAAGUUUAACUCCUUGCUUAAAACUAUCCGCUGUAACUGACACAUACGAACCUGCUGGAUCUUGCUUGUCUAAACAGGUUCUUAUAUUUUUGGGUAUUGAAAUGGCAAAUUUCUGCCAGCAGUUCUUAAACCACUUUUAAGACUUUUCCUUGCAAGCGAGUUUUUACCAGUGAGUAACUAAGUAACAUUCAUUAACAAGAGUGAGAAGUUUAUCCUCCCCUCCCCACCCAGUCAGAUUUGUGUUUAUUCUACCACUGCUUUAUUAGAAAUAAAGGUUGUUUCACUUCGUGGUUCAAACUUACAUGAAAACAAAUUGUUAUUGGUUAAAUAACGGCAAAUAACUCCUUUUAAAGUUUGUCCCACAGGCUGCGCAGGAAACUAAGAAAGCAAUCUUGUUCCGUUAUUUUUUUUUCAUGUGGGUGCAUAAAAACCAAGUUCGCUAAAAUGUUCCACAAAUUGUUUUCUUUUCUUUCUUUUUUUUUUCUUUUGUUGCUUUAUGGUUCAAAAUUUGACCUAGUUAUUUCAAUUGGUAUUCUGCUCAUUUCUUCAAAUGAAUGCAGAAAAUAAAUAAAUGAACAAAAAACCAACUAAAGUAAUUCAAAAUACUCAAAACCCGACAAAAAUAAGAUAGAAUUAACUGGGUAUAGUUAUUAGAUUUCAUUACUGUCAUGGUUUCUUUUUCAGACUCCUUGUGUGAAGAGACCCUGCCAAAAUGGCGGUGUUUGCACUCCUUUAUAUUACGACGAUAGCCACAUGUGUGAUUGUAACACAGGAUUCACUGGAAGAAACUGUGAAAUAAGUAGGCAAAACAACAGACAUUUUCUGUGUUGUUUACUGGUUUGUAAUUUAAAAAUUUUGUAGUCCUUACAUGCAACUUUAACGAUAUCUCAAGCUCAGUAAAUUUGUCCUACUUCAUUACUCAAGGGGUUUAAGGCCUGGGUCAAAGAUGUGUUCUGAGCAUAUGAAUAAUUGGCAAUAUCUCUCGCCAGGAGACCUAGAAAAAAAUUAGUUUUUCUCCCAAAGUAAAUCUUGAUAUUUUCUUGUGCCUUAACGUUUAAUUAUGGUCACGUGACAUGUCACGUGACUAAAAAGAAAAUGAAGGAAAUUCGCGAAUUGGUGGCGAAUUUACUUUGUUUCGAUAAACAAAUUGGCAUUUUUGAAAGAAGAUAAACAUACCUAACUUUCUACUUUUGGAGUGAAUGUGCGCGAAGUUUCAAACUUAAGUGUUAAAUAAUUCGAGGUUAAAUUUGGACUUAAAAAUGAUGUUUUCCCUCACAUUUUUUAUUGAAGCGUAAUGGAUGGUCAUUCCAAACGUGAAGUGUAAGAAAUAUUUAAUAUGAAUUAUAAAAAUGUUAUUUCCUGCUUUCUUUUCUUAAAUCGGCAACCAAUUCGUCGAUAAUACACGAUUUUUAGCAAAAUGGUCACGUGACUUGUUAACACAAUGUUUACACUUUAAAAUGUUAUGGACGAUGACUUCUCUAUGUGUGCCAAUUUUUGAUUCAGCGCCAUCAUGUACUCAAGUAGUUUAAGGCCUGGGACUUAAAGGCGUUUACUUGUAGAAAAUGAAUUACCGGCCAUAACUUUGGCAUAGAUGAUGGCGCUGAAUCAAAAUUUGGCACACAUGAAGAACUAAUCGUCCUUAACACAUUGUGUUGAUAAGUCCAUUUUGUUAAAAGUCGUAAAUUAAUGACCAAUUGGGGGCCGGUUUACGAAAAGAAAUCGGGAAAAGACAUUUUAUUUUUCUAAUUCACGUUAAAUAUUUCUAACACUUCACAUUUGGAAUGACCGUCCAUUGCACUUCAAUAAAAAAUUAUGAGGGAAAACAUUAUUUUAACCGCCCAAAUUUAAUCUUGAAUUAUUAAAACUUUAAUUUUAAACUUCGCGUACAUUCAUUCCAAACGUAGAAAGUUAGGCAUGUUUAUCCUCUUUCAGAAAUACCAAUUUGUUUAUCGAAACAAAGUAAAUUCGCUACCAAUUCGCCAAUUUCCCUCAGUUUCAAUUUUUGGUCACUUGACAUGUCACGUGACUAUAAUUAGACGUUAAGACACAAGAAAACCUGAAGAUUUACUUCUGGGAAAAAGUUCCUUUUUUCUAGGUCUCCUAGCGAGAGAUAUUGCCAAUUUUUCAUAUGCUCAGCACACAUCUUUGACCCAGGCCUUAAACCCCUUGAGUAUGCCGAAGUUAUAGCCAAUAAAUCAUUUUCUACAGGUAAACCCCUUAGUCCCAGGCCUUAAACUACUUGAGUAGCAUUUUUUUUUACUUUAACUUGCUUCCUCACAAGCGUUGUUUUUUAACUUCAAGGCCAACUUACGCUGUGGUUAUCAAAAAUUUAAAGAUUGAAUGACAUUUUCAUUUUUUUCGCUCUUCAGCUUUCAGUUAUUGGUUACUAGAUACAAAGUCAGUCAAUUCCACUUCAAAUCUGCAAAUAUUUGUUUGAAUGUAAACAAGUAGAAGACCAACACCAUUCUUUAUCUCGAUUUAUUCAUAAAACAGGAAGAGAAAAUGAGGAAAAUUCUUCUGAGCGUUUUCAGUCAUAUGGCCAACGGCUAUUCAAAUGUUUAGAAACAAAAGAACGCGUUUACAUGAGGAAAAAGUUUAACUCCUACGGGCCUUUUCUGGGCAACCAAAAAAGACGGCAAUGGCAAAUGUAGGUUAUAGCCAGGUGUGCAACAGCCAAAGAAAGAGAGUGUUGGAGUUGGCGCUAAUAAUUACUCACUGUUAUAAGGAAAGGAAACAAAAAAGCCUACAAUAGUUUACAUUGAAAUUAUAGUAAGAAUAAAAGGGGGUUACAAAAACGUAAAUUUCAUGGAGAAUGAAUCAUUUGAUUUAAUUGAAACCAUUACAUUCUAAAAAAUUCGACUGGCUAUUCAAAGUUGUCUCACAGACGUCAUUAGAGAAGUAAUAGUUAAAGAAGAGUUAGAGAGACUAUGCUUUUUAAAAAUUUAAAUAGAGAGUCGUUGUAAAUUCCUACUUAUCGAUAAUGACAUUUUGCGACAUUUCUUGAAAAUGAUGUCGAUAGAAACAUAUACAGCUAUUCCGAGAAAGGUUAGCCGAAAAAGUGUACGCCACAAUCGCGAAAGGUAUUGUGGGUGGUAUUGAUUUCACUGUUCUUUAAAGAAAUUUGAAAGAAUGGCACGGAAGGCCAUAGACGAAUGUUUGAGAAUGCUAAAGGAAAGCAACAAUAGAGGAUUUGACACCGCUACAGUGUCAGCAACUGCGUAUUGAUCAUAUCCCAUAUUACUUUUCGGGAUUGUCGCGCGCACAUUGUUUCCGACAACCUUUUUUAAAAUAGUUAAACUUGGGGGAAAUUGAUCGGCCACCUUUGACUGCAAAACGAGGUAAACGAUUUCUGUAUUUAGGUGCUUUUUAAGUGCUAUAUUUAUUUUAGAUUUUCUCAUCUCUUCCUUCACUUAGACAUUGAUGACUGUAUACCAUAUCCGUGUAGCAAUGGCGCAACAUGUGAAGACCAAGUAAACAACUACACUUGCACUUGCAUAGUCGGCUUUUACGGAAGGCACUGUACCAUUAGUAAGUAAAACACCAGAAAAGCACAGUCCAUACAUCACUUUAUCUGUAAAUAAACAAAACAAAAAUACAUAUUGAUGCAUAUGUCUGUUUAAUAUUUUGAAUGCGCCCGGUUUUUUCAGUCCACUUCUUGGCAUCUCAGUCGGAUGAAUCACAUCGUCGAGUAUGAUUUUUAUCAAUCUAUGCACCUUCGACAGAGAACCAGAGAACAAUCUUUUGUAUAAAAGUGUGCUUCUUUUCGUUAGAUCCAGACGAUUGUGCUUCCAGCCCGUGUCAAUACGGAGGAGCUUGCACAGAUAGUCUGGAUGACUACUCCUGCGCAUGCCCAGCUGGAACUACAGGGAAAUCUUGCGAAAUCAGUAAGUGAAUAUGUGUGCUUAAAAGGUUUACGUUUGGGACUCGAUUUCUAUUCGUUGCUGUCGUCUUCGUCGUCUUCUUCUUCGAUCUUCCUUUUCUUCUCUAAUUCUUCUUCUUGUUCUCGUUCUUCUUCAUUUUCUUUUUAUAAUUAUUAUUAUUACUAAAGAUAGGAUAGGAACUACAAGAGAUUUCUAACUUUCUUUAGUGCAAGGAUAAUCUUUAAGAGUUAUAACGAUAUCAUGGAUAAAAGUCAGUUUAUUUAUUGCGUUAUGUUGCUUUUCUCAGAUUUUAACGACUGUUUUCCAAACCCGUGUGUAAACGGCGCGACAUGUACGGACGAAUUAAAUGACUAUAGCUGCACAUGCGUAGCCGGAUACGGAGGGAAAAACUGCAGCAUCGGUGAGUGUUUAUUAUAGAAUUAAGUGAGUAAUCUUAUAGUAAUGUUUUCUGAGGAAAGGGGGGAGAUUGACUUUAAAUGAAAAAGAUAAAAGGAAAAAUUAUGUGUAAUAUACGAAACGUUCACGAAUUUAGUAUCACUUCGAAGACAUUAAUGGUGGGGAGUGUCUGUCCCGAAAGUUGGGAGCUAUAGGUGAAAUGAAACCGGCAGAUUUUAUAAACCUUAUUGUCAAAUAGUCCAAAAACCUGGCGAACAUUUAACAUUAAAUUAACAAUUAGUUCAUGCGUCUGCCGCGAGCGUAGAUCGAGAUAUUCUGAGCACGCGGGAAGUUUGGAGAGCACGAAAGAGGCAUAAGAGUUGCUCGAUGCGCAGCCCAGAGCAACUCUAGCCUCUUUAAUUUAGUGCUCUCCAAACUUCCCAAGUGCUCAAUAUCUCGACUUACGCACAGCUGAAGCAGGAACUAAUUACAACAUUAUCAAAGGGAUCAAUUCAGCAGUUAACCAAAUUUGUUAUCAUUGUAGCGCGCGCUCAAAGGAGUAAGCGUCAAUGUCUGCGUGACUAAGCUUAUAUUUUUUUUACCUCAUCGUUAUGUUUUUGUCUUGGAACUGAGAGAAAGUUUACUGAAGUCGCUUAAAAUAACAUUAAAAAAGAUUGUAAAAUCCAUAUUGAGGUGCCGAAAAACCAUUAAUUCACCAAAAAAUCCUUUAUGAAAGAAUUAACCUUCCAAAGAAUGUUUUCCACACGCCAUAGCCCGCACAGCUCGGGCAGAUAACAACAACAACAACAACAACAACAACAACACUCACCUACUAUCGGUUAACAAAUUCAAAAGUUUUCUCUUAAAUUUACGUUAUAAAACACAUGGUUAACGCUUCAUCGUGUGCUGUUGAGUUAUGGAUCCACUUGGGAGACGUCUCUGGAGGAUUGCUAAGCUCAGAAGAACUCGAGGUAUCGUUUAUUUUCGUCAUCAACGUUUUUAAUGGGAUUAUGAGGCACAAUCGCCCUAUUGAAUUUGAUUACGCGAAUAUUCUAGCUAUGUUAUAAAACAUUUGAGGACAUGCUUCCAACAGAACAAAAUGAAUCUAAUAAAUGUCGACUCGCUUUUAUUUUAGUUUGCUUUUAAUGAGUUUCCUGGUCGUGCUUUUUGCUUGAAUCUUUAACCUUAAAGUUGAAAUAAGUAAAACGUUAAUAAAGAUCAUUUCAUUACUGAGUUAACUGAACAUUUAUGUUACAUUUCCUACAACAUUUUCUUAUUAACAACUGAAUCAGUUCCGUCUUGUCAUCUGUUUUCUGUUUUGUAUUAGAACUUCACGGUCUUUCAAUUAAGAAAUGGUAAGCUUGCAGCAUGCCACCAUUGAAUUAUGGAUGCACGAAGGAGGUUGCCAAGCAAGAAAAAAGCGCAAGAGUUGUUCGAGGUGUAGCCGAGAGCGACUGACUAGCUUCCUGAAUGCUUAGCAAACCUCCUAAGUGUAUCCAUAACUCAACGUUUGCAUGCACAAUAGAGGAGUUCGCCAGUUUUACCGCGCUAGCUUUCCGUUGGCGUGCAGUCAUGGAAAAAUGGUAGAUGGCUAAUUGACCAAUCAGAGUGCGCGCUUUACUUUUGUUAUGUUAUAACAGAUAUCAAUGACUGUUAUCCCAACCCGUGUUUGAACGGCGCAACAUGCACGGACCAGCUGAAUAGUUACACGUGUUCUUGUGCACCUGGAUUUGAAGGGAUCAAUUGUUCUUUGAGUAAGUGUCUCAAGUAUUUGUCGUCCUCGUAAUUCUUUGAAUUUUACGGUGUGGGUAAAGAAGGGUGGACCGAGGUUUUUAAGUGACUUGGUUACCCUUUUUGACUUUAGAAGUUGGUUAAUCUACUUUUAAUACACUGAAGCAAUUUCACUAAAAAUUUUGGGACGUCGGAACAGCGCAGUCCGAGGUCAAUCGCUCCAAACUUCGUCUGAAUCACGUACUUUUCACAAAAGAGAGUGCGAGAGAGCGGAGGAGAAGAGACGAGACCGUAGGAAGUUAGAGUGAGUAACAUCGUACCACCUGAAACCCAUGCUAGUAAAUUAAAUUUAAAAGAUACUGUUGCGAACAGCAAACUACGAACGAACGUAUUUCGCUUACAAAGUUUUAUCGUCGAUCGCUAUCUUUAACAUUGACUCAUAACAGAGAUCUAGCUGUGGGCUAAAUACCAUGAACUUUAGGGAGAACGACAUUUAGAAUUUAUAUCCUGCAGCCUCCGCGUUCUAACCUGUGUCUGUUAUGUUGCCAACCCUGUACACGCUUUGUACAGCCUGUAUCAAGAUGGCAUACGGUUCAGGCUAGAAAACCAUUUAUAUAAUUUGAAUACGCCAUUUUUAAACAAAUUUUGGGCACCACUGAUUCUCUUCAACCAUGCUCUUUGAAUCAUUGACUGGCCUUAAAAGUUCUAAAAAUACGCCAUAUUUCCACGCUGGCGUUAUUUUACUACAGCUGCUAGAAUGAUUCGAAAUUUUGCUUUCUUGUGCAAAUUACGCCUAUUGUUUCUUAUAGACCUUGUGGGAUGACUAAAUUUGAAUAAAAAAGCCCACACAAAUUGGACUGGUAGUUGUGGUCAAAGUACACAUCACGGAGAUCGCCUAUUACAUAGUGAGUGGUCUUAAACGACUCACUUAAUCAGUGACACAUGUAAAACGCCCUUUUAUAGAUAUAUUGAAUAUUCCAUUAAGUGCUUGUGAUUUGACGUUCACAGGUUGCAACCAAAGCGAUGGGUGGCAAGGUUUCAAUAAAUACUGCUAUAAACUCACACAAGAUUUGAAAACAUGGAAUAAUGCUAUGACGGACUGCGUGGCGAUAGGCUCGAAUUUGGUGACCAUUCAUUCCGAAGCAGAACAAGACUUUGUUUGGUCAAUUAUCCCUGUCAACUUGCACAUAUGGAUGGGCGGAAACGACAUAGCUACCGAGGGAGACUGGGUAUGGGAAGAUGGUAAACCUUGGGGUGUUUACACGAAGUGGCAUCCUGGGGAACCAAAUGAUGCUAAUUACGCUGAGGACUGCCUAAUGAUGUAUGACGCUCACGGCAUGUGGAACGAUUUGGGUUGUGAUGGGCAACUGUCAUCCAUCUGUAAAAAAGGUAAUUUUCAAUUGUUAUUUCGAUAGGAAAAAAAUUUUAUUGGUUGGUUUCUUAUCGCUAUUUAGUCAAUGUUAGGGUUGGGAGUAUGGAGAUAUAAAGUACGGGUGAUUUUGGAUGCUAAUCAUUUGCAUGGGGGAAUGAUUUUGGACAUUUGGAAUUGGAAAUCAAAUGGUGUGGGAAACUCAAGAAUUUAGGUUGAAGCUUUUCUUUCUUUCUUUUUCUUUUGUCUCUUCAGCUGAUUGCUUACACGUUAUAGCGUCUCCUUUGACCUUAAAUGUCAAAUUUAGUCUUUGAAUGUUUUACCACGAGAUUUCAAAUAGGAUUCCUUCGAGUAAAUGUCUUAGUACAGUACCCCUCUAAUAAGACGGAACCUUAGUAGCACAGAAGGGAGCAGUUGCACCGUUGUUUUUAAAGUGGAAUGUCAUGAGUGUAAAGAAUGAUACACAAAUUAUCUUUAAUGCCGAAGACGUCAUGAAUCUCAUUCAGAUCAUGUUAUAGUCUAUUACUUUUAAGAUGCUAGUGCGCCUAGUGUAAGGAUUAUAUAUGUCCCGAGUACUUUGUUACGUCAUUACCUUUAUUUUGGCACAUGCAAGAAGUGUAAGACUUUUUCCACAACAGUAUCUUCGCUACUACUCUCAGCAUAGGAAGACCCUAAUCUAAAAUAAUAUACAGAGUAAUCGUCUGAAAGACACAAAGGCAAUUCCCAAUCUUCACCUGAAUCUUAAAAUGGACACCAAAGAUUGGCUCUCACCAUUUCUCAGCGUAUAUAUUCGGCUUCCAAUAAAAAAGGGUACCUGUCUAAUACAGACAGCAUGUGUCAGUCCAAACAAUGUCCUUUAAAUUAAGAAAGUUAAUUGUGUUGUUAGCUCAAAGUUCGUUCUCUCAAGUUGGCUUGAGCGUCCGGACAACGUAAAGAGCAGGAUCACCUAAUUAAAUAUGUCGUUAAGCCUGGGUAUAUUGUUCCACGAGCUUGUUUUGUUAUCACUUUACUACAAAUCACUUUACUUACACUUAGUCACUUACGAACACUUCAUUUCAUUCUAUUUUACUUUACGUUACUUGACAGGAUGUGAUAUGAAUGGCGGAUGGAUGAUGUUCAACAGUUUUUGUUACAAAUACAUUGCAAUCCUAAAAAAUUGGCAAGGUGCCAAAAGCUCUUGUGAUAGCUUGAAUUCGAAGUUGCUGACCGUUCACUCGCAAGCAGAGAAUGACUUUGCACACUCACUCAUCCCUGGGAACGGGCGACACAUAUGGGUAGGCGCAACCGACAUAGCAACGGAAGGAACCUGGGUGUGGGAGGACGGAAAAGCCUGGGGAAGUUACACAGGGUGGGCAACCGAUAGCUCAGAACCUAAUGGAGGUAGCUCUGAGAAUUGUGCAAUGAUG